AGACAGGGAGUGAAGAACAAGAAAGGUCACUUUUUCCGACGUGUCAUAUUCAUCUUUUGCGAAGAGCAAUUGUUCAAGAACAAGAUUCAGUUAUUUUCCUAAGAAGAUCUAUUCUUUUCGUGUCUUGUGUCUGGUUGGUGUCACGUCGACACACAAAAACAUCAAAUCUUUCUAUCGUUUCAUCGUGUCAAGUUUCUUGUAGCGCCCAGCGAAUAUUGUUUGUUCAGUAGCUUGAAUCAAAUAAUACAAACUGAAUUUUUUUCUCAUUUUCAUCUUUCAUAAACGGUUCCACCAUCACUAUAAGUAUAGAACAAUCUUUAUUACUAGUUACUAGUAUCUUCAACGAACAACUACGUCAUUCAACAAUUUUGAACUACAUCAUUCAACAAUCACGACCUGAAGAUCAACUUCGGGACUCCUCGUAGAUCUCAUCAACUUUUUUUUUGCAGCAAAAUGGGACGACUUCUCGUCUCCUUUGUCGUUUGGCAACAAUUGAUACUACCAAAGACCUUGUUUGUACUCGCCAGUAAUACACACGAUAAGGAGGCACAACCAGUGGAUUUUCCAGCUCAAGUUCAAGUGGAAGACGGAGAAGUGCCCCAACCUAGUUGUAUCGUAGAUGAGAACGCAAACGCAUUACUAGAUGAGAACGCAGAAGGCCCCGAAGUAACAACGGAAGGUCUCUGCCCUGCACUCGUUCGAAAGUUGACCCGAGAUGACAACGACUGGGAGCGCGAUGCGCAACCAUUUCCCGAAAGCAACUUCUGGAAUGACGAGCAACAAUGGAUGCUUCCUUCCGCUCAGUGGGAGCGGCCGCUACAGGUGACUUUUUCUUUUUAUUCUGAAUAGUUAUAAUAUAUUUAUUCGUUUUAGUACAAGUUCUUGUAUUCUUAUCAAAGUGGUUUUCUGAUAUUUCAGCAUGAUCAGGAUAUGGAUGAGCUACUCUAGUUGUACUACUCAAUAGAGGUCGACGAAUCGAAAUGAUGUUGAAGAUGCUUCUAUAGACCAAAUAUACACCACGACCAGGUCGAAACAAGUCCAGGAAAGGACCAUCUGUCUCGAUAUUCACCAUCUUGGGGAUCACUUCGAAGCUUCGGAGCAGCCGAGCAUCAGCAUCACCCUGAGCAAACCUCAACGAACAAUGGACCAGAACCUCAAGGAGACGAUGCAGCUGCCAGAGAAAAUAGCUUUCUUUAUCGACGAAGAAACUCAGGUGCGUUAUCUUUGCAUUUAGAUGUAGUGACAGGGCGAAGCGAAGGCGGCUCACGCUCAGAUCUUCAUGCUGAUGCUGAAGAAGAGUCGCGGAUCAUUCAUCGUGGCACGUCCUUUGGCACCGGUGGAAGCUCUUUUGGUGGGGAUUCAUUUGCUUUGCCGCACUUUGAUACCUUAAACCAGGACACGCAGUAUUCAGGUUCAGCGCAUGAGGACGUCGCACGUCCUGUAGGAGUAGAACAAGAAGGAGAGGGAGGAGAUUAUCAAGCAGGGGAGGAAGAACACCGUCGAGGUCAAGAAGGUGGUGCUCCUUUUGAAGGUGGGUAUGGUCCGGCACAUGAUGAACAACGAGUAGAACCACGUCAGGUCGUGAUCGAGCGCGCAGCGCAGAGAUAUUUGACGGAGUUAAAGCGCAUGUUGUCCGAAUGGUUGAAGGUAAAAAGUUUCGAACAGGAUAGGCAAAUUGAGGGUGCGAGGGUAGCCGCAAUUUAUGAGUUGGAGAAAGAGGCCAAAGAAAUUCUAGGCAAAAAGCUGUGGCAACAAGUCUGCAUGCUUGAGCGAAAUCGAAUGAAACAGAAUCAAGAUUGGAUAGCGAUGCAUGGAGUUGCCGAUGGUGGAGCCGCAGGGAAGCAAAAAUCACAAGUAGCGACCAGCGCACAAUCUGAUUACGCAGCGGCAGCAGAAGAUUCAGGCUCAACAGGCUAUACGCAAGGUUUUGAUCUAAUGGGACUGCUCAGCGGACCCAACGGGCUUUGGCCCGUUGAUAGCAUCCGAGCUGGCCUCGUGGACAAGCUUUGGACACACCUGAAAAAUCCCAGCGGUGACGAACACCCGCCUCCUCGCCUAAACUUCGCCAAAAUGAGUGUCGCUAGCGUGCUGGGCGAGAUUCUCCGUCGGAAGCUCUUCGUUUUGGGUACAUGUGGUUCUGCCUCCACUGAGCAAGAUGCGAUCCAGGCAUUGGGCCUCCAUCAUCAUCAAAGUGAGACACAUGGAAAAGCACCAGUGUGGCAAGGAGAAGAGGCGUCAGUUGCACAACCACAACAAGAUCAAGUAGAGGUCUCUACUACAGUUCUCGCCACGCCUCCACCACAAUCGCGCCCUCAACGAGACGCUUUGGACGCUUUAGAGGAACUACGGGAUCGAUACUGCUCACAAGUCUUCGAUGACAGCUCUGCUGCACUUCCGGAAGGCUUGGAGGAUUGUGCUGGUGCGGCUGCGUUUGAUGGGAAUAAACAAGGUACUUAAAGAACUUAUAUUAAUGAUUGAAGGUCUCCUUGUUCCUUGUUACUAAACACCGUCUAGUCCAUCCGUUAUUAAUGAAGUUGCAGUACGAGUGUGCGUUCAAUUUUUCUACAUACUCAACCUUCUCGCUUUGACCUUGAGACGUUUCUGAGGCUGAGCUCAUCUGCUACAAGUUAGUACAUCUGAACCAGGUUCCUAUGCACCCUGCAGCAAGGCUGUCGCAGAGAUUCCAGUAAAAAUGCCCAUUGAAGAGGACAUCGAGAAAAGUGCGGCUCCGCCUACCCUUCGUCGUUCGUUGGCCUUCAUUGAGGAACCGUCGGUUCCUGGUGAGCACGCCAGCCCUUUGAAAUCAAACUGUAUUGGCCCUGCAUUGAAAAAGUGUCGAGCGACGAGUGUGCCAACGUUAUGACUACCAGGAAUGUGCAUACUCUGAGUUGUCACUUCUUCUAUUUAGGCAUCACUCUUCGAAAAAUGAUAUAUUUAUAAAUAUACCUCUGACUCACUCAUUUUGCAUAAUAGCUCUAACAACUGCCGUGAAAUCUCAACCGGCAACAAAACCAAGCAUGGCGAAGGCUCCUUCAGCCCCUGAACCUAUGGCUUCUGUGGAGGAGCCUAGUAGAGCCGCGACGAAACCUAUGCCUGGCGGGAAUCCUGUGGAUCGGCCUAGUAGAGCCGCGACAAAAGAUGAACCUCGUGGUCCUGCUACAUCUCCUCAUUCGAUGAAAGAUGAACCUAGUACGACUACGUCCCCUCAUCCAUCCUUCAAAGAUGAAAUGGCAGCACCGUCUUCUCUCCAAUCCAAUAAGCCGCUAACAACAAGUCCUGAACAAGAGCUAGCGCCAACAUCUCCGGUUUCUUCCUCGCAGGAUGCUUCUAUAUUAAGGCUACCGCUGAAGCAUCUUCCUACAUCAUGCUCCUUGGUUUCUUUUUCAAGGGGAAAAAGACUCCGGGAUGAGCUCAAGGAUGCGACGUGGUAGCUCUAACUAUACCGAGAAGUGGAAUGGGAGCAGUCAAUCAUGAGGCAGUGGGAACCAGAAAUAGAAGGGCUACAGGAUCGUGGAGUGUCAGAUCGACUGGUGGGGCGGUUCCGAUAUCACGUUUGGCUGCUCAGCCGCCUCAACAAAUACUAAAUUCUUCUCGUCAACCACUCGCACCCGCAACACCAGCGGGCCUAGAUUUUCUGUUUCCAAGAGCGCUACAAGGGCCACCUCAGCGUCGUUCCACCGACACAAGAGGUGGUAGAAUUGAAGUCGUAGACUUGACAGAAGAUGACUUCUGAAAUAGUGCUUAAAACUGGAUCCGAGAGUUGUUGUAAGAGAUUAAGAAGACAGUACUACUACUAGCUGCUAGUUGUACACACACGAAAGCUUCUUGGUAUCUAUAAUAAUAUAGAAGUACAACUAUUAAAGACGAAACAGUAAUUCAAGGGAACUUUAGGGCUCAGAAAUUGAUAUCUUGCUUCUGGGUACUAGAACUAGUAUUGAAAUGCUGAAGAUGGUUGUACUAGACUUUAGUAAAUAUGAGGAGCAGCAAUUACAUGUACAUGCACGUCUCAAAUUUACGUCGUAUCAUAAGAUUGAUCCAUCGUCAUCGAAAUAUAGCUCGACCACCUAAUCUAAUGAAGAUUUGCUGAUACUUAUAUAAAUAUAUCCUGAAAAAAACACGAGAAAGACAGAGCAUGGAGUCAAAGCGGACCAUCCUUGAGAUCAUCGCACACCAUCCAAUUCGAAAAGACAUUUGCCUGCCACAGGACUCAUGCCUUGUGAUGAUUUACCAAGUAGGUCACAGAUUUGCUAAUGCUAAUAUUGCUACUCGUUUACUACAAAGUGCACUUUGUUUUCUGAAAAACAAUUAAACUGCACGAUGUCCUUCUCGACGAAAAGAGAAUCAUCAAUAAUUAUAAAGCAAUGUAAUAUUAAUGUAAGGUUUGUUCACUGCGUUCUUCUGAGACUUCUGCAUGUUUACUUGCAUCCUGUGGCCCAACCAAAGCAGCUUCUACCAACUCCAACCAUUUCCAACUUAGUUCUAAUAAAGUGUUGAAUAUCGGCAUCUCUUUUGAUUUGAAGAUAGUGGUGCUACC
Molecule: messenger RNA, 4534 nt
Organism: Amoebophrya sp. A25
Lineage: Eukaryota; Dinophyceae; Syndiniales; Amoebophryaceae
Source: the annotation of a GenBank genome assembly